This is a messenger RNA of Mus pahari (shrew mouse), 3948 nucleotides long. Its product is annotated as KIAA1958 ortholog. The transcript is spliced from 5 exons. Lineage: Eukaryota; Metazoa; Chordata; Mammalia; Rodentia; Muridae. The record is from RefSeq and is a predicted model, not a curated record. The coding region runs from base 85 to 2319 and encodes 744 amino acids.
CCGGGCUCCCGCAGGCCCCACCGCCCGCGUUCCUAUGGACAGACGCACAGACACCUGCAGGAAAGACACUGCUGAUCCUGUAACAUGGAGGAUUGUCUUCAUACCUCAUCUGAGAAUCUGUCCAAAUUGGUCAGCUGGGCCCACAGCCAUGGGACCAUUUGCAGCCUCAUUCCAAACCUGAAACACUUGCUUUCUGAAGGUUCCCAUGGGAACCUGACUGCAAUGUGGGGCUGUAGUGCCGGCCAUGCGUACCACUGGCCACUAACAGCUACUUGCAGAGCUGGGUCCCAAGAGAGGGUUUGUUUCCAGGACAACCGAAGUUUUAAUUCUGAUAGUCCCAGUAUAAUUGGGGUGCCUUCUGAGACACAGACUAGCCCUGUGGAAAGGUACCCUGGGAGACCUGUGAAGGCAAAGCUGGACUGUAACCGGACCAGAGACUCUUGUGACUUCUCUUACUGCAGUGAGCCCUCAGAACUGGAUGAAGCUGUUGAGGAGUAUGAAGAUGAAAACACACUGUUUGACAUGGUUUGCGAGUCUUCUGUUACAGAUGAGGACAGUGACUUUGAACCCCAAACCCAGAGACCUCAAAGCAUUGCUCGCAAAAGGCCAGGAAUCGUCCCAUCUUCCAUCCAUUCAAGUUCCCAGGGUCAGAUGGUUGAUGAAUGCAGUAAUGAUGUCAUCAUCAAGAAAAUCAAGCAAGAGAUUCCAGAAGAUUAUUACAUUGUAGCAAAUGCAGAGCUGACUGGAGGAGUGGAUGGACCAGCCCUUUCAUUGACACAGAUGGCAAAACCCAAGCCCCAGACUCAUGCUGGUCCCUCCUGUAUAGGGUCUGCUAAACUGAUUCCCCAUGUAACAUCUGCCAUCAACACAGAAUUAGACCCACACAUUCUGUCAGCCUCCCCCUCUGUGAUCUCCAGACCGAUCAUCCCAAAGACUGCUAGGGUAUCUCUGGCUUCACCAAACAGAGGACCCCCUGGUGCCCAUGGCACUGCCCACCAGGUGACCAUGCAGAUGCCUGUGAGCACAUCACAUCCUAACAAACAGAUCAGUAUCCCUUUGUCUGCCCUGCAGCUACCUGGACAGGAUGAGCAGGUUGCUUCGGAGGAGUUCCUGCCCCAUUUGCCUAGCCAGGCCUCAUCAUGUGAGGUAGCCCUUUCUCCCUCUGUUAACGCAGAGCCUGAAGUGAGCUCCAGUCAACAGCAGCCCCCUGCUGCUCCAACCAUAACCACCGAAGCCACCGCGCAGUGCAUUCCAGACCAGGAUGAAAGAGCAGCUGAGCUCAGCAGGGAGCAGAACGAGAAAACCAUCAGGAGCACGCAGACUGCGCUCCGCAAUUUCCCUUAUUCUACUAAACUCAACAAAUUUCCUGUAUUUAAUAUUAAUGAUGACUUGAAUGGUCUGUGUACCAGUGCAGUGAGCCCAAACACCACCAAAGCCACGAGGUACGCCCUAAAUGUGUGGCGCUACUGGUGCAUGACCAACGGGCUCAAAGACCACACGGACAUCACCAAGAUCCCUGCAGUGAAGUUGAAUGAGUUGCUUGAGAACUUUUAUGUCACCGUCAAGAAGAGUGAUGGCUCAGACUUCCUGGCUACCUCACUUCAUGCCAUUCGCCGUGGCCUGGACCGCAUCCUGAAGAACGCAGGUGUGGGCUUUUCCAUCACCAGCAGCACCUUCAGCUCCUCCACCAAGAAACUCAAGGAGAAACUGUGGGUUCUGAGCAAGGCAGGGAUGUCGGGGGCCCGUUCCCGCAAUAUCGUCUACUUCUCCCUUUCUGACGAGGAGGAGAUGUGGCAGGCAGGGUGUCUAGGGGAUGACAGCCCGAUUACUCUCCUGUCCACGGUGGUCAAGUACAACAGCCAGUAUCUGAAUAUGCGGACACUGCAGGAGCAUGCAGAUCUGAUGUAUGGUGACAUCGAGUUGCUCAAAGAUCCACAAAACCAGCCCUACUUUGCCCGGACAGACAGUGUCAAGCGGGAGAGCCGGAGUGGUUCGACCAGAGUGUGCCAUGGGAAAAUCUACCAUGAGCACUCCAAGGGACACAAGCAGUGUCCUUACUGCCUCCUCUACAAGUACAUGUACAUUCACCGGCCACCCACCCAAAUGGAGGCCAAGUCUCCCUUCUACCUUACAGCCCGGAAGGAGGCCACGGAUAUGGGCAGUGUGUGGUACGAAGAGCAGAGAAUGGGGUUACGGUCUCUCCGGGGAAUUGUCCCAAAUUUAGCCAGGAAGGUCAAGCUGGAAAACUGUGAGAACUUCACCUUCGUCUCCUUCACUCAGGUCUCCAGGCGACUUGGCUCCCAUAGCUGCUGCCAGUGAGCCCUCGGGGCCAGGCAUCGGCAAGCAGGUUCUGAAGCCACAGAGACUGAUGUCCUCGCUUCGUGAUCCAGCUGGUCUCAUUACUAUAGCCGGCCAUUCCUCAGACUUGAGAUUCACUUUUACAUGAAAGCCGAUGACUGAAUAAUUUGGGUGUUUUAUCUAAAUGUUUGACACCUUGUUAAACCAUAGAAUAUAACACAAUAUAAACUUACUAUAUACAAAAGUGAAGAAAUUCAUUUUAUCUAGUGCCUUUUUAGCACAGGUUUUCUUGAGAAAAAAAAAGAAAAGAAAAAAAAUGUUUUGAGUAGUUACUUAAAAAAAUAUCCCAGUAGCCCAGUAGCUUUAGAAUGGUAUAGAAUUAUAUACACUUUGUUGGUUUUCUAGGGGUUUUUGUUUUUCCCCAUGUAGGGACCUAGAGCAGGAGAGGCAGACAUAGUAGAGAUGCCUUUGUGUUUUGUUGGUGGAGGCUCUGCCCGGCAGUGGGCUGCUUGCAGAGAUAAAAGAUACAUUGUUGCUGUGCUGUCCAUGGAGGCAGUUUGGUGACAGGAAGAUCGGUUCUCUGAAAGGGUUCAGUGGUGUGCACCAUGAGGAGUUCUAGUUUGAGGAGUUCUAGUUAGCGGAGGGUGGACUUGGAAAGCCCCCGCGACCCAGAUGUGAAGCCCUCCUGAAGCAGAAGUGCCUGCGGUCUGUCCAGUUCUCCUUUGAGAACACUCGCUGUUUGAACUUCCUUUUGUUGGUUUUGUUGUUUAAUCUGCGUUGUUACAUCUCGGAUUUACAUCUCACAGUUGUGUUGGCAGGAGUCCCUGGGCCUGUGAGGCUAGGAGAAUCAACAGAGUAAGCCACAAGGCAAACACUCCAGGGCGUCUUAAGGACCCUGGGAAUCCUGUAGGCUGGCACUAUCUUAGGGCACUAAUUCAGGCAGCCUGCCAGGAAAGCAAGCCUGGCACAGGGACAUAGUUACUGGAUCAGAGUGUCACAGUAGGUCAUUCCUGCAUUUAAAAAUCAUUUCACAUUAAUAAAAGUCAACCUGACCAUGUGUUACUUAAAAAGCAGACUUUUCUAGCAACUACUGUGAGUACAUGUUUUUAAAAAGGAGCCCAAAGAGUGCUAAUUAAUAGUAGUAAUUUCUACUCUAUUUUCUAUUCCAGGAAAGACUGCUCUAAUUGUACCAUUAUGUUCUUGUGUAUGCUUUCUAAUCCCAGAUUAAAGUCCCAAUGCACAUUCAUAUUGCACAAGUCUUUAAAUUAGUUAUUUCUCUUUCAAAGCAUUGUUUUAGUAUUUAAUUAAAACCAUUGUUUUAAAGUCUCUCACUAGUCACUGAGGUAUGUGACUUUACGAGAGAAGACUCAGCCAGUGCUGCCUUAAGGUCUCCUGUUGUCCCUUUCUUGUGACCACAUGUCUGUGGUCCUGUGUACUAGGUACUUCCCUGGGUAGUGAUGAGUUUUAGUAUCUCCCUCUGUGUGUAAAUAACAGGUAAUUGAUACUCAGUGUUCUGACUUGAUCCCGUGUCUUGGUCUGUUGUGGUUUCCAAUUGUGAUUUUAGGUUUUGGUUUAGAAGAGAGAGACAAGCCAGGUGGGGUGGCCCACGCCUUUAAUUACAGUACUUCGGAGGCUGAGGCAGAUGGAUCU